UUAUUCUGCACAAGCUAUACGAGUUCCCAUGGUCAAUACCCUUGCUUCGUAUAUGGCCAGGCGCUGGGAUGGAAGUGGAUGAACGCUGAUUGGGAUAUAUACUGGAGUCGGAGGUAUUCUGCACUUGUUAAUUCGAAGCCGCAAGCAUUAUUCGGCUAGGGUGUGGGUGCUUGUGUUUAGGUGCAAAAAUGGCCUUCCUAAACAGAGUUGGGAACUUGCUAAAACAAACUGUCAGCAAGGGUGUUAGUUCCGAGUAUUCUGCAUCAAAUGCUUCACUAUUUCAGGCAAUAAGAUGCAUGUCAUCAUCUUCAAAGAUCUUUGUUGGAGGUCAGGUCUCUCUUAUAGCACAGAUGAGACAAGUUUGAGGGAAGCUUUCUCCCAGCAUGGAGAAGUGGUUGAAGCCAGAGUCAUUUUGGAUCGUGGGACUGGUAGGUCACGGGGAUUCGGUUUUGUUACAUUCUCAUCCACCGAGGCUGCUUCCAGUGCCAUCCAGGCAUUUGAUGGUCAGGAUCUCCACGGAAGGAGGAUUGCGGUAGAUUAUGCUAAUGAGAGACCUCGGACUGGAGGAUAUGGUGGUGGUGGUUUUAACUAUGGUCAGAGUGGAAACUAUGGUCAUCAAGGAGGGGGAUAUCAAGGAGGAGGAUAUCAAGGAGGGGGAGGAGGAUAUCAAGGAGGGGGAGGAGGAUAUCAAGGAGGGGGAUAUCAGGGUGGUGGUUACCCCAGGGAAAGUAGCAACUUUGGUGGAGAUGGUGGGUUUGGUGGUAGCAACCAGUAUCCCAGUGGAGGUGGUGGCUUUGGUGAUGUUAACAACUACCCGAGUGGUGGAGGUAGUAGUUACACUGGUGGUGAUUCUGUACAAGGUGGUGGCAGUAGCAGCAACUACUCUGCUGAGGCUCAAGCUGGCUUUUCUGGGACACAUGAUGAAAGCCAGGACAUUCUGGCGAGUCAUCAAGCUAGUAGCGAUGCUGGAAAUGACGAGAUUGAAGCUGGCUCAUCAGAUGAAAAUGCAGGGGACAAGUCACAGGAUGACGAUAAUGAUGAUGAACCAAAUGACUAUGCUGACACUAAGAGGAGCUAAGUUAGUUUCAAACUCUCAAAGCUCACUCCAGCAGCAGUCUUCUUGGUUAUGUGAACACAUAGUAAUUCAUACUUGCCCUGGACCCUACAAGUUAUUGCAAAGGGGUUUUUUUAAGACCCUUGGAUCUAUUCCUAUGUUCUAACAUUGCAUGUAGUUGAUAUAUAUAAGACACAUUUUGUAUAAACAACUCUUUGAUUUAAUAGUUCCUUUAUCAUAAAUUCUA
Messenger RNA from Andrographis paniculata, 1301 nucleotides. RefSeq names its product glycine-rich RNA-binding protein 2, mitochondrial-like. NCBI's taxonomy places the organism in Eukaryota, Viridiplantae, Streptophyta, Magnoliopsida, Lamiales, Acanthaceae. Bases 293 to 1078 code for a protein of 261 amino acids. The transcript has 5 exons. Gene Ontology annotation, molecular function: RNA binding. The record is from RefSeq and is a predicted model, not a curated record.